Messenger RNA from Recurvomyces mirabilis, 1902 nucleotides. RefSeq lists its product as uncharacterized. Lineage: Eukaryota; Fungi; Ascomycota; Dothideomycetes; Mycosphaerellales; Teratosphaeriaceae. The record is from RefSeq and is a predicted model, not a curated record. The transcript has 3 exons. The coding region runs from base 1 to 1902 and encodes 633 amino acids. Gene Ontology annotation, molecular function: FAD binding; 3-(3-hydroxyphenyl)propionate hydroxylase activity. Gene Ontology annotation, biological process: 3-(3-hydroxy)phenylpropionate catabolic process.
AUGAGCUGCGACACCGAGUUGCCCUGUGAGACCACCGGCGUGAUAAUAUGCGGUGGUGGCCCGACAGGUGCCCUACUCUCUGCAUUGCUACAUCAGUUCAGCGUCCCAAAUGUCAUUCUUGAACGCGAGGCCGACAUCACCACUGACCCUCGUGGCAUUGCGCUGGACGAGGAUGGGAUCCGGUUGAUCCAGGCGAUCGGCAUGUACGAUCGCGUCUUCACUCAGAUUGGAGCGUGCUAUAAUUUCCACUUCGUUAGUGGAACAGGGCACGAUUUGUCGAGAACACCAAUGCUCACGACGGAUCUCCUCACUAGCGAGGGCGGCACUGGCCAUGUCGGUUUUGUUUUCCACAAACAACCAGAGCUGGAAAGGGCGAUCCGGGACGUGAUUGCCCAAUCUCCCUUUUCAGAGUUGAGGUCAGAAGCGACGCUCACAUCAAUUACCGAAGACGCCAACACAGUGAGAGUUGAAUACAUUGAUCGCUCGGGUUCCACAGUCAGACUGCGGGCGCCGUUCUUGGUCGGUGCAGAUGGCAAGACUGGAACGAACUAUGACGAGACGUGGGUCGCGCUAAACUGGCAAAUAAACCUCCCUACUCCUGAUACCCAUCCCGACUUUGCUCUCUGGAAGCUGGGGUACACUCCCGAACAGGUGUACGAUCUUUUCUUCCCCAUUGAUUUCCGAUUUCUCUGCAACCCCUUGCGGCCUUCAGUAUGCGGUCGAUUCGGUCCGCCCGCAGACCGACUUUGGCGGUUCGAAUUCGUAGUUCAGGCCGGCGAAGAUCCAGUCGAAAUGGCGACAUUUGCGAAGACUAGUAAGAUCAUAUAUCCUUACAUCACACAUCCGGGCCGCCGGUAUGGACUUCCUCUUCAAGUGAGUUAUCCGGAAGACUGCAUCAUAACACUACGGUCGCGACCCUUCAGCUUCCUCGCCCGCAGCUGUAACAUGUGGGCAAUGGGCCGAGUCGUUAUAGCUGGGGAUGCGGCGCAUGUGUUCCCGCCUUUUGGCGGCCAGGGUAUCGCGUCUGGGUUUCGAGAUGCAUCUGCGCUGGCUUGGCGGCUUGCACACUUAUACCGUGAGCCUGACUCGGAUCACGAAGAGCUCCUCCGUGCCUGGUACAUGGAACGGAAGCAGCAAUUUGAGCACUCGCUCGCAUCCACCAUCAGAAACGGCGAGUUCGUCACUAAUGGCGACCCAUGGAAGGCCUUCCUUAGGGACUGGAUAUUUUGGGCUAUCAAACUGAACCCUAGCUGGCGAAGAUACUUCGAGAAAGGGUCAAGAGCCGAGGGCAUGAUUAGGUACAAGUACCAAGAUGGUAUGCCCUUCGUGCCGAACCUUGGGGGUGGGCUGAAUCUCCCUCAAGUCUAUGCUCGUAAUCUCGUUACCAACGAAAUCGUCUUCUCAGAUGAUCUUAUCUACGCGGAAUCCAAGGAAGGGCUUUUCCAAAUCCUGCUCUUAGUAGAUCAAUCGGAUAAAGCUCAAUGUGCGCUGAAGGAAAUCCACGGACUCUCCCAGUCAACAGCCGGCAGACUGCGGGAAGACGAAGCCACCGUCUUAAUCCAUGACCUAAAAGCCGAAUCCCCAGAUGCCCUAUCAUCUUCGGCAAACAUCGCCCGAAUUGCUUCAGGGGACGAAUUCGCCGCAGAUGAGCGCUUGUGCCGCAACCGACCUGCCCCAAGACACUAUGAUCCGUUUAAGAUCCAGCGUGAGGUAGGCGUCCGAGCAACCUAUGUUGUUCUAAGACCAGACAGAUUCGUAUACGCGGCUUGUGCCACAGCACAGGAGCUUUGGAAUGCUUUGGAUAGCUUGCCGGCGGCUUUGCACCUCAAAACAGACAGGCAAUGCCAUAGUGAGAGUCUAUGGCAGCCUGGAGGUCACCGUGCUUACCAGAGAGUGCGGUAG